UGCAUUGAGCUGAUCUGAGCAUGUGCAUUGCGCAGUAGCCGACCACUGGCUCAAACAUAACUCCACCAUCAUCAGUCGUCCCGGGAACACACACCUGAAACAGCAUGACAUUCAACAGCCUGUGCCUUUUGACGUUAUUCCUCGGCGGCAGCCUGGCGUGUAAGAGCGACUCCAGUUGUACAGCCCUGAGUGUGGACGCCAACAGAGCCAAGACAGACAACGACCAGAAACUGUACUGUCAGUUCACCAGCAAAACGAUUGCCUGCUACUCCAGCGCCGAUGCCAGAUGCGACAACAGUACCGAGUUGUUGGACGCCAUGAAGAGAAAAUACUACAGCGAGUGUUCGGUGACGAAGGAGGAGGUUCGGUCUUGCAAUAACAAGAUUGUCAGCUGCUAUCCAUUGGUGACAGAAGCUUCAAAUCUACUCACGAAAAUGAAAAUGACUGGUUACUGCUCGUCCAUGGAAGCGUUCAUCCACUGUGUGGAGUUUAAAAUGAAGCCCUGCGCAAAAGGUGUGACCCUGUUCGAUGUGCUAGAAGGCCUGUAUACACCGUACGACCACUUUUGUAGCACAAUGAAUAGAAACGACAAGAAAGCAUUAUGUACAGGCAAGCUUCAUACGGCUGGAUGUGCAGACUCAAUGGAGGGAAUAUCUGAAGCUUUAGCAUCUUCUAACAUAAAUGAGUACUGCAGGCGAAUGGGAGAGUACAUGAGUUGUUUCGACACAACGUUUGCCAAAUGCGACCCGAGCCUGAAUCGCACCAGCUUCAUCUCUGGGUUGGAGGACCCCUACAGGAAACUGUGUAAAGGUAACCCAGUAGAAAUGUGCCAGACGAGGCUUCAGAGUUGCUUCCCACAACUGGUAGAUGCCCUCAACAAUACAGACAAGCCGCCUGUCUACUGCAGAGGCCUCAGCUCCUACAUGGUCUGUGUGGACGAGCUGCUGCCUAGCUGUGACCCUCCCGUCACGCGGUCUGAGGUCCUGGGAGAGCUGGAGGAGGGAUACACAAUGGCAUGCCAUAUGGUCGACUGUCCCUCUGUGUAUACAUGCACCAAGAACAUGUCCACCUCCGCCCAGGAAGCGCCGACUGUUCCAGACCUACUGAUGAGAUGUCAGGAGAUGACAGAAACAAUGGCUUGCAUGCACGCAGAGUUGGAGAAGUGUAACGUCUCCUCCCCCAGGGACUACAGCUUCGAAGAAGUCGGCGGCCUCUACAACGCCACCUGUCGAACCCUGACGGUCGACGUGGAGUUGGUCGGCUGUCCGGAAAUGACGUCAUGCAUGGAUACAAUGAUGGUCCCGACCGACCUCAACUCAGCCGUCCCCCUGUUCAUAGACCCGCGUUUCUGGUGCUCAAUGCUGAAGAGCACUGUAACGUGCGCUGACAGUGUGAAGCAUUGUACCCUUGCUAACCAGACAGACCAUGGGGUGUCACUCGCCACUAUCAACGAGCUGUGCCCGGAAGCUGACAUACGAGUGACGCCAAACAGAGGCAGCAUUUCAGGUGCAGGUCUGUUACCAGUGGUGAUGCUUGUGAUGUCGUUCCUGCUCUACAGACAGGCGUGAGGGACGUCCAUGACAACAGUCUCAAACACUUU
Molecule: messenger RNA, 1600 nt
Organism: Haliotis rufescens (red abalone)
Lineage: Eukaryota; Metazoa; Mollusca; Gastropoda; Lepetellida; Haliotidae
Exons: 15
Coding region: 105-1568 (487 amino acids)
Source: RefSeq, a predicted model, not a curated record